Messenger RNA from Mesorhabditis spiculigera, 798 nucleotides. Lineage: Eukaryota; Metazoa; Nematoda; Chromadorea; Rhabditida; Rhabditidae. The record is from the annotation of a GenBank genome assembly.
AUGCUCGCCACAACAUCAUUGCGGGCAUCUCGGCUGGGGGCGAUUGGCCACGGAAGACUAUUGAUGGUGGCUGAGAGUGAGCUGGCGGCGCUUAGAUCCACAAGCACCAAGCCGCGCGUGGAGAAAAGCAACUGGAAGCAUAAUGUCGUCUACCUCUACCAGUUCCCCCGUACGCCAUACUUGCCAAAUCCGUCGCCAUAUUGUCUAAAGAUUGAGACCUAUCUCCGGGUCAAUAAUCUGAAAUACGAGCUCAACGGAGAGCAAAUCUCCGAUUCACAAAUCAUUCUGUGGCGGCUGGCAAAACUAUUCGAGAUUCAGGACCCUGUCAGCGGCCAUGAACGUGGCACGGCUAGAGCAAUCGAGAGAAUGUUGGAUAUGAGCACUGUCAAUUCACUAAAUCACGAUCGAAUGGUCAAGCACGCACACCUGACGUUGGCGAGAAAUGUCUCCGGAGUGCCAUUGCCCGCCUUCGCGAGCAAUUUUCUAGCUACCCGUUUCGCCAAGAAGGCCCAGUCCAUGAUCAACAGAAAAACGGAUCGGCUUUCCGCGGAGGAGCUGAAAGAAAAUUUGAAAAGAGAUAUCCAGGCCGUCGCUGAUGUUCUCGACACCAAGAAGUUCUUGUUCGGGGACCGGAUGACAAUCGCUGACUGCACGGCCUUCGGCCACCUCGGGACUUCGUAUUUCUUACCCUUCCGCCAGCACAUCACCGACCUGCUCGACGAUGACCACCCCCGCGUCAAGAACUACCUCGAACGUAUAAGGGCGCACUAUUGGCAAGACUGGAAGCUGCCCGAAUAU